AUGUUCAUCGAGGAAGUACUAAUUGAUGGGUUUAAGUCUUAUGCUCGAAAAACAACAAUAGGGAAAUUUGAUAGUAAAUUUAAUGCCAUUACUGGGUUAAAUGGUUCAGGAAAAUCAAAUAUAUUAGAUGCCAUUUGUUUUGUAAUGGGUAUUCAGAACUUAUCAUUAGUUCGUGUACAGACUUUACAAGAACUAAUAUAUAAAUCUGGACAAUGUGGUGUCACAAAAGCUACUGUUACAAUUAUAUUUAAUAAUAAUGACAAAGCAAAUAGUCCUACAGGUUAUGAAGAGUAUGACCAAAUCACUGUUGCAAGACAAAUUACUGUUACAGGAAAAAAUAAGUACAUGUUGAAUGGAAAAGUAUUACCACAAUCCCAUAUUUUAACAUUCUUCAGAGCAAUUGGACUGAACGUCAACAAUCCUCACUUUCUUAUAAUGCAAGGAAAAGUUGUUAAAGUACUUAAUAUGAAACCGAUGGAAAUCUUAGCUAUGGUAGAAGAAGUUACAGGAACUAAAAUGUAUGAAACAAAACGAGCAGAAGCAGUAAAAGUCCUAGAAAAAAAAGAUUCUAAAUUAAAGGAAAUAGAUGAUAUCCUCCGAGAAGAAAUCACUCCGUCUAGAGAAAAAUUGAAGAAAGAUGCAGAGGCUUUAGUAAACUUAAGAAAUAAGAAGGCAGCUUCUGAGAACUUAGAAAUGAAGAUCCAUGCCUUUGAUUAUUACCGAGCAGAAAAAAAAUUUAAAGACUUAAAUGAAGAAAUCAAAAUUCUAGAGGGUGAAAUUUCAAACAAUAAAAAAUUAAUUGAAAAAAUGAGAGAUGAAAUCGAGGGAAUGGCUGAAGAUUUAGGAGAACAAAUUUUAAACACUGAUGAAAAGGAAAAAGAGGCAACAAAAAUCGAUGAAGAGGUUGAGGUCAUGAAAACAAGAAAUGAGGCUAACAAAGAACGAGAAAAAAACCUCAAUAACAAAAUUGAAAAGAUUAAGAGAGAUAUUAAAAGAGUUCAAGAAGAUGAAGGAGAAAAUGAUGAACGAUUAAUUAGAGAAAAGGAAUGGAUAGAAAAGAAGGUUGAAGAAUUAGAAUUAAGACUAGGAAAAAUGAAUGGACUCAGUCAAUCAGAAGAUAUCAUUGGAGGAAUUACUAUUUCGAUGAAAAAAGUUCGUAAAGAAUGUGAAGACCUCAUUCGGCAAAAACAAAAACCAAUUCCAGCCAAAGUAAGUAAAGAGGAAACUGAAUCUACAAUAAAAGAAAUUCUUAAUGAAGAAAAAAAUUUAGAGUACCAAUGUAACGAUUGGAACGGUUCAAAUGAAAUUGAGUCUGAACUAUACGAUUUGGAACAAGACCUUGAAAAAAAAAGAAGAAGGUUUGAAGAGGCAAAUAGAAAAACAAAUUUUAGUUUUAGAUAUUCUAUGCCAAGUGCUGACUUUGAUAGAAACCGUGUAAAAGGUCUUAUAGUCACUUUAUUUACUCCAAAAGAAAAUAAGUAUUCUACAGCACUUGAGAUUGCAGCAGGACCAAAAAUUUUUCAUGUUGUUGUUGACAGUGAUAUUACAGCUUCCUUACUGGUUGAAAAGAAAUGUUUAAAGAAACGAAUGACAUUCAUUCCAUUAAAUAAGAUUGCUCCACAAAUGCCAAAUUUGAAUCAAAUUAAACAAGCAAAAGAAAUUGGUGGAAAUAAGAUUCAGUAUGCUUUAGAUGUAGUUCAGUGUGAAACAGAAUUUUAUCCAAUUAUGAAAUAUGUGUUUGGAAAUGUCCUUAUUGCAGACGAUGCUGAAACUGCAAAAAAAGUUUGUUUCAACCCAAGGGUCAUGAUGAAAACAGUUACAAUAUCUGGUGAUUUGUAUGAUCCAUCUGGCAUUUUAACAGGAGGCAGUAAACCUAAGAGUUCAGGUUUUUUGGAUGAAAUUAGAAGACAAAAUGGGUUGAAAAAAGAAUGGGAAGAUUGCCAAAAAGUGAUAAAUGAAAAGAAAACCCAACUUGCCCAGUUCCAAGAGAUAAAAAGAAUAAGAGAAAAUUUACAACUUGUUAGAGAACGCAGAAAGAGGGCAGAGCUUGAGCUUGAAGAAUUAGAUAGGCAGAAUGAAGAAAGAGAAAAAAUAAUAAAACAAAGAGAAAAACUGGAACGAAUGAUCCAAGAAAAAGAAAAAGAAUUGGCAGACCUUACUAAUAGAAGAGAAGAAGCAAUAAACGAGAGAAAGAGGAUAGAAGUGGGUCAAGGAGAAGUUGUUAAAAAAGAGUUACAAAAUAAAAUAAGAGAAGAAAAAGGAAAAUUGGAUAGAAUAAGCAAAGAAAUUAAAAGAGCAGAAGAACAAACUCGAAAAAGGGAAAUUGAAAAGAUGAAGAUAGAAGACUGGGAAAAAGAAAAGGCUGCAAACGAAAAGGAACUGAGUAGUCUUAUCUUGGAACGUGAUGGUAUAGAGCAUGAAAUUAAAGUAAAAGAAAAGAAACUUGAAGAGCUUAAAAGAGAGGUUAAAGAAAUUAAAAUAGCAAAUUCAGAGAAAGUUAGAAGAGUAAAAGAAAUGAAUGAACAAAAACAACUUAAGGGAAAAAAGAUUGGAGAAAAAGAAAACGAGCUUAAAAGAAUUACAAAAGAAAAAGAAAAAAAAGACGAAGAGAUAAAACAUGUUGGAGAGACAAUAAGAGUAUUCGAGAAGAAAUAUCUUUGGAUUAAAACGGAGAAACAACAGUUUAAUAAGAAAGGAAGUAUUUUUGAUUUUAGUACAUUCAAUAUCAAUUCAGCAAGAAAAGAAUUAGCAGAAAUAGGAAAAGAACAAAUAGAAAUUGAAAGAAGUGUAAAUAAGCAAGUUGUGAUACACCAACAAAAAGUUGAAGAUGAGUACAAAGAUUUAAUGACUAGAAAGCAUAUUAUUGAAACGGAUAAAGAUAAAAUUGUUAAAGUAAUUAAUGAUUUAGAUGAAAAAAUGAAAGAUGCUAUACAAGAAGCAUAUGAAUUUGUGAAUGUUAAAUUUGGAUCAAUUUUUAGUUCAUUACAUCCAGGUGCAUCUGCAAAAUUAGUCCCUUUUGAUGGACAUUCUAUUUUCAAUGGAAUAGAAGCACGAGUUAGAUUAGGAGAUAUGUGGAAAGAAUCAUUAAUAGAAUUGUCUGGUGGGCAAAAGUCAUUAUUGGCACUGUCACUUAUUCUUGCUAUUUUAUUGUAUAAACCAUCACCACUUUAUAUUCUUGAUGAAGUUGAUGCUGCUUUAGAUGUAUCUAAUACACAAAACUUUGGAGGUAUGUUGAGGGAACAUUUUAAAGCAUCACAGUUUAUUGUUGUAUCAUUAAAAUCAGGAAUGUUUGAUAAUGCUAACAUUUUGUUUAAUACCAAAGUUAUCAACAACAUUAGUAGUGUUACUAGAACAAUUGGAACAGCAUUAAAACAUAAAAAGAAUAAAGAAAUGGAAGAAGGUGAUUGA
Messenger RNA from Entamoeba dispar SAW760, 3408 nucleotides. Its product is annotated as DNA double-strand break repair Rad50 ATPase, putative. Bases 1 to 3408 code for a protein of 1135 amino acids. Gene Ontology annotation, biological process: chromosome organization. NCBI's taxonomy places the organism in Eukaryota, Evosea, Mastigamoebida, Endamoebidae. Gene Ontology annotation, cellular component: chromosome. Gene Ontology annotation, molecular function: protein binding; ATP hydrolysis activity; ATP binding. The record is from RefSeq and is a predicted model, not a curated record. The transcript has a single exon.